Phytophthora nicotianae INRA-310 is the source of this 923-nucleotide messenger RNA. RefSeq lists its product as hypothetical. Lineage: Eukaryota; Oomycota; Peronosporomycetes; Peronosporales; Peronosporaceae. The coding region runs from base 117 to 872 and encodes 251 amino acids. The transcript has a single exon. The record is from RefSeq and is a predicted model, not a curated record.
CAACCGACCAUAACUUGCUCAUCACAUCACGCUUUUAGAGGACACCGGAAGUGACUGCCUUUCACCAUGAGCUAACCUUCGCAGUUCGAUAAGUCACUCAUUCUACAAUUCACCUUAUGACCCGCACCUUCAGUCCAAGGUCCUCAUCCGUUCAAAGUCUCAUGUACAAGUUACUGGGUCAAAAUUCCGACAAAGCUUUGCCUCGGAAACUGGCAUCGACACCUUUUGCCGCUUCGCUGCUAUCCCCAGUAUCACCCGACGAAAUGCCACAACGUCGUUUGCAAUUGCAACGAAUUGUCAACAUUUCCGUGUUGAAUUCCGUUCGGGACAAGAAAAACCACCUCGUCAUCACGUUAGAGUUGUCACUCAAGCCCGAAUUGCCACGCGAACAGGUCGGCAUUUUUGUCCCGAACAACGCGCCAGUGGCACACGAGAUCACGAUGACGUUCCACGAUGUGAAUCAGCUGAGCAAGGUGUUGACAUAUUGCGUCGAUGAAUCGGCAAAAGGUUGCGACAACAACUGCGAUUUUUGCUCAAGUCUCCGAACGUACCUGGGUAACCAUUGGGCGAGAGAUCCAUUGGUGACUGUCAUCAAUAUGGGCGAGACUGUUCUUCGCAAACCUUCGCUGGCUAUGCAUCUGGCUCAAUUGGUGGCGUUCGCGACGAGGGGGAGUAUGACGGUGGCUGCAGUUGCGAAGGAUAAGAGCGGGGUGCAACUUGUACCACAGCUUUCGCCGGUUGGACAACAAAAGAAAGAUAAGGAUGAUGAAGUGUGCACAGCUCAAAACGCAGUGGCCAUGGUGGUUUACGACUUCUUCGGUGUAUUUGGUCAGACUUCGGUAGCCUCAAGCAGCCCAACGAGGGAAUUGUAAGCGAGUUGUCCGGUUGAUGUUUUUAAACGUUUAGUACGAGUUUACUUCAAA